CAAUCCUUUCAACCGGAACUACUACUUAUUCUGUUACCCCGGUCAACUAAAAGCAACAAAACUAGUAUUUUUUGUUGUAUGUUUAGCUCUGUACCUGCCAGGAAAAUGCAGAUAUGCAGUGUGUGCAGCGAACAGCCUCCAAAAUACAGAUGUCCAAGCUGCAAAAUACGAUAUUGUUCGCUUGGCUGUUACAAGAAACACAAAGAUUCCUGCCUUCCUGUUGAGAAGCCCGCUACGUCAAAUCCUGAAUCUAAAGAUGCUGCUGGAUCUGAGCCUUUAAGUUUGGACGAUCUCCUGCAUGAGGACGACGUCAUCGACAAAGUGCCACCGCAGAGGCUCCAGUUGUUGGGUCAGUCAACAGAGCUCAGAGAUCUUCUCUGCAACCCCCACCUGAGGCAGUUGCUGCGCUCCGUUGACGACGCAGAGAGCAAAGCGUCCGCCAUGAAGGCCGCCAUGCAGGAACCUCUGUUUGUUGAGUUUGCAGAUCGGUGUUUAAAAGUUGUUGAAGGUGAAGACAACGCAUUAUCUUCUAGUGACUGAUUUAUAAAAAUUACACGUGCGGCUAGUUUUUGAUAUUUCUUCGGACAAUAACAAACACGCUGUAUAGCAACAUUUACCUCUAAUGACGCUGUAUGUAAAUAAUGUUCAAAUAAAGGCUCAAGUUUUCAUAGAUUAUUGAUUAAA
Molecule: messenger RNA, 684 nt
Organism: Poecilia latipinna (sailfin molly)
Lineage: Eukaryota; Metazoa; Chordata; Actinopteri; Cyprinodontiformes; Poeciliidae
Gene: znhit3
Product: zinc finger, HIT-type containing 3
Exons: 5
Coding region: 79-540 (153 amino acids)
Biological process (GO): snoRNA localization; maturation of LSU-rRNA from tricistronic rRNA transcript (SSU-rRNA, 5.8S rRNA, LSU-rRNA); box C/D snoRNP assembly
Cellular component (GO): nucleus; pre-snoRNP complex
Molecular function (GO): protein binding
Source: RefSeq, a predicted model, not a curated record